AAGGAGGAGGAGGAGACAGCGAUUGCUCUAUUUCUGACGUCAGAAUCUUGCCGCAGAGAUAAGCCGCGAGGCUUAAUAUUAACUACAAUGUUCCUUCUUUCAAAAAGAGCGACAGCGCGCCAAGGGAUUGUCGAGCUGAUGAACAGAGACGCUUUGCGAGACGCAUUCCAAACACUUUUCUCGUUCUGCGCACCGACUCUGGCGCAGUGCACGAAACAGAGCCCAAACUAUGAGCUGAGCAGAUAAGAGCUGUGGUGGAGGAAUUGGCCAGCGGUCGUGUAAACGCACAAACGGAAGAUGGGAACGGCGGGCGAGGAUCUGCUCGUGACACUCCAGAUACUACCCGGUUUCUUUUCCAACUGCCUCUUCCUUGCCCUGUACGACUCGGUGGUUCUGCUGAAGCGCGUCGUUUCGCUGCUCAGCUCUCGGUCCGCCGGCUGCGGAGAGUGGCGCCGCAUGCUGACCUCGGCGGGACUGCGCUCCAUCUGGAACAGCUUCCUCCUGGACGCCUACAAGCAGGUGAAACUUGGCUGUGAGGCACCCAAUUCCAAAGUGGUGAAGGUGCCUGAUGGCCCUCGGUGGAGCAGCACCAUCAGAAUCCAAAAUGGGGGUGAGUGCAGACUUCUGGAUUUUGAGUCAUCAGAUCGCCCCCUGGUGGUCAACUUUGGCUCAGCCACCUGACCCCCCUUCAUCAGCCACCUGCCGGCUUUCCGGCAGUUAGUGGAAGACUUCAGCGAUGUGGCUGAUUUCCUGUUAGUGUACAUUGAUGAGGCUCAUCCAUCUGAUGGCUGGGUGGCCCCUCCCAUGGGUUCUUGCUCCUUCAGUUUCCGGAAACACCAGAACCUGGAGGAAAGGAUGGGAGCAGCACGUCAACUCACUGAGCACUUUUCUUUGCCGCCGCAGUGUCAACUAGUUGCUGACUGCAUGGACAAUAAUGCUAAUGUGGCUUACGGUGUGUCCAACGAACGGGUGUGUAUAGUGCAACAAAAAAAGAUUGCCUACCUGGGGGGCAAAGGGCCAUUUUUUUACAAUCUGAAGGAUGUGCGCCAGUGGCUGGAACAGAGUUAUGGUAGACGGUAGGAGGAUUAAAAGUGCCUUUUUAAAUUUUUGAAAACAGAGAUUAUUUGGUUUUGUAAGAAUGUGUUGUGAUGGUAUUUUUACCAUAAAGCUGUAACGAAGGGUCCCUUUUACCAAAAAAGGGGGGAAAAGGGCAAAGGCAAGAGACAACUCAACCAGCAUCUUAAUCAAGUCAACCUCACCCUCCUCACCUCAAGCCUUACCUCCUGAACUAAAGUCAAGUCUUUUCCAUACAAAUAUUGUGCAUAAACGUGCGUGUUUAUUUCAGAUUUUGUCCGAAUUACUUACUGUCAGCAGAUCAGAUAUGCGACCCUCCCGUCCCCAGACAGCUGACAAGAGCAGUGAAACAACAACAGCAGUAGCUGGGAUGAUGUUAUUCCAGCUACACACAGUUUUAGUAUUUCUUAGUUUGGUAAAAAUGUUAUUACAUCUCACCUGAUGAAUGUGUUAUUGAGACUGAAUCUCUAGAAGACUGCGAGUCAACUGCUUUCAAAACCUUGAGAUAACAGCCACAUUAAAUCUAGUAAAUCUAAUUUGAUAAUGAGCACUGAACGCAAUCCAAAAUACGACGUGUAGGCACAGUGAAUAAGUACAUACACAGAUUAUUGUUCGAAGCAUCGGAUCACGACUGCACAUGUACUUUGCAUGUAGACACAGACUGAAGGGAGCCUUGUAAAAAUCACAUUUAUAGUUGAUUUGCAUGGUUUGCAAAGGAAGAAGCACUUUUGUUGACUUUAUGACCAGAUCUUUUUCCAGGAGGUUCCGUGGGCUGGACUGCAUGGAAAACUCUAGGCAGACGCUCAGGGGGAUGAUGGGUAUUACCAAGUGCAAAAUUUAUUGUCAGUAAGUGAAGCGUGUAUCUUUCCGAAUGUUGUGUACUGAAUGUUCGAUGGUUUGGCCAAGUCUUGUAAAGUGAUGGUUUGGUUAAACUCUUAUGCCAUGAGUAAACUGCUUUGGGUUAAGGUUAGGUUGCAUUCACAAUUUCACAUGUAACUGGAAGUCAUUACCUUUCAAACCAAGUCUUUGCUUUUGGCUCUUUGUUAUAAGAUAUCCAUUUAGAUACGCAAUAAAGAUGAACAGUUCAAUAAAGCGGUACUAGUAAACCUAACCCUAGCCCCAUACUUGUCAUUGGUGGCUCUGUGGAUGUUAAUAGACAUGCUGUUGCAUCUAUGUCACUUCCUUUAAACACUCUGAGAAAAGGCUUAAAAGGGUGAUCAACUUUUGGUUGAGCAUUUCAUUUGAAGUUAAAAUAAAUAACUGGCAGUAUUAAUGGAAAUGCAUCAGACUUUGAGCACAUUACAAACGUGGAUAAAAUGACUGUUAUCCAGCUAUUACUCUGACAACAGGGGAGAUGCACUUGGAGCCUUUAGCUGUGUGUGCCUAUAAACAAAUCAGUCACCUAAGCUUUGUUCAUGAACUAUCAAGUGAUCUGCACCUUCGGUCAAAAGUACUCCCCCUAACUAACAGAAGAGCUCUGUUUUUGUUUUUUAAUUAAUAUCUUUUCAAAUAUUCAUUGAUAAAAUACAAUUUCUUCACAUUAGCACAAAAUGUUUUGUUUUAGAGUCAGAUCUCUCCUGCAUACAGCUCUCUCUCUCAUGUCUUGUGAAGAAUUCAUUUCAUGAAGAUUUCAUUUGUAAAUGCAUAUUUAACAGCUAAAUGUAGAUGUAAUCUCAGAUUUAAAUUCAUAUUUCUCAAAAUAUGAACAGUGGAAGUUCAGUAGCUGUUCGGGUGAUUCUUUUCAAAUGAAAGCUCCUUCGAACAGAUGCUUUGUCCUGGUCACAGUGACAAAGGUGUGCAAAUGAAAACCUUUGACGAAAGAGUCCACAGCUCAGUCUCUGGUUGGAUAGAGAGCAGCACCUGGUCAACGUGACGCAGAUCCAAAGCAUCUGUUUUCAUUGUCACUUUGCUAAUGUCUCAAUGACUGAUAUCAAUAGCUCUAUUUUCCAUUCUCUUUACUGUACUUUGCCAUUAUUUGAAGCGUAAUGUAUAUUUUUAUAUGUCGAAGGAAAAAUAAGUGGAAAAUAAACAUGAAUGUGUUUGUCUGGAA
Haplochromis burtoni (Burton's mouthbrooder) is the source of this 3124-nucleotide messenger RNA. It is a transcript of the gene dio2, whose product is annotated as iodothyronine deiodinase 2. Gene Ontology annotation, molecular function: thyroxine 5'-deiodinase activity. The transcript is spliced from 2 exons. The record is from RefSeq and is a predicted model, not a curated record. NCBI's taxonomy places the organism in Eukaryota, Metazoa, Chordata, Actinopteri, Cichliformes, Cichlidae.